GCAUUGGCAAGCAGAUUCUUAACCACUGAAACCAUCAGGCACUCCCUCAUCUUUUUCUAAAAUAAUAAUUGUAGUGGAUCUUUGCUCCAACAUCUGUACACAGCAGUAGUAACCUAUGUAGCAUUUUCCAGUAAGUUGCCUGUACUAAACAUCCAGUCUCUUCCUUUGUGUGGAAUCUUUCAUGCACAUGUGCAUACAUCCAGCCUUAAAUUUUUGUGGACUUUAAAGCAUUUACAGUUUAGUCGACAGAGGUAAUAUAAACCAUCUGUCCAAGGCAUAUGCAAAGGCGCUAAAAUGCUUCGGGAAAGCUCUCUCUCAUACAAAAUCAAUUUAGGCCACGGGUAAAUGAGUGUGAAUAGGCGCGGUCAGCGAAGCCACUUAAUAUGAGUCUGAAUUUGGGAGGAAUCUCCUGGCUCCCUCGCGGAGCUGGACUGAGGCCCUGAGGCCAGAAGUGAAAGGUGAGAGCCUGCGGGCCUCAGCGGGGUGAGCAGGGCCGCGAGGUAGGGAGCCGGUCGCUGGCCGCGGUGCUGAACACGCUUGUGAGCUGCUCCCAGGUUGGCCCGCCGGAAGAGGCCCGGCGGGUCAGCGAGUUAGAAGGCAGCCUCCCGUUUCGCUCCUUAGUUUGUGGAUUCCUGGCUCCGAGGAGAGGACACAGUGGCCCCGUCCAGAGAGAGUCACCUGGAGAGCGUAGAGGCAGCCUCCGACCCAUCCCCACGGAGCGCAGCUUCUGCCCCUCAAUAGCAGUAACAGCAACGCUGCUGCCUCUAUUUAUGUAUUGAGCUACAACUCGGUCCCCAACACUCUUGACAUCCAUUCUCAGUGGUUUUCACAACAUCCUCGAAUGUGAAGCAAAAAGGUUGAUGAUUUACCCAAAGGCUGAUCUUUCUUAUCCGUGCCUCAAAAAAUGUUUACUGAUCACCCUCAACGUACCAGCCUUACAGCCUCGGCUAUGCCCCCUUUACCGGCUCCCCCCACCUCCGCCACGCUAGCGCGCCCCUUAGCUUGUCCUCUUCCUCCGAGGUUUGCUGCAGCAAAAGUAAUCUCCUCCACAGCAUAUGCCCUACCACCGCCCGGUUGGGGGACUACACAAAGCGCUGGAAUUCACAACAAUUUAUUCACACAUCUUGCUCCUUCGUUCUCAGAAGUCCACCAGAUGGGAUAUUCAAAACUAGUCCUGAGUCCCCAGCUCGCUGUGUGACCUUGGACAAGUGGCUGCACCUCUCUAAGCCUGCUUCUCCUCGCUAAGACGAUGGCCCCGAGAACUGAAGGUGUUCUCCGCGCUGUCCCCGCCCCCAUCCUCGGGUGUGAUCUGCCUUUGGGGCCACACUGAGCACGCGGCGCCCAAGGCUACUGGGGGAGCGCUCCCGCGCGCUCCAGCUUCGCAGUGCCGGGUCUCCGCUUCGCCGCGCUUUGGGAAAUGCCAGAAGCAGCUGGAGCCUGAACGCAAAGGGGAAGCAGGGUUGGUGAAGCUACCCCAGUGACAGCAUCCUCCCUGAGAGCCCGCGCGCACGCUCCUCCCUCGCACUCUUUUGCGCCCGGACCAGCCAGAUCCAGCUUCUCAGAGCAGUCACGUCCUUGCACCAGUUAAGCAGAAUCGGCAGCAUGUGGAAUACGACACGGAGCGAGGAGCUGGGGUCCAACCUCACGCUGCCUGACCUGGGCUGGGAUGCUCCCCCCGACAACGACUCGCUAACAGCCGAGCUGUCGCCCCUCUUCCCCGCGCCGCUGCUGGCGGGUGUCACAGCCACCUGUGUGGCACUCUUCGUGGUGGGCAUCGCGGGCAACCUGCUCACCAUGCUGGUGGUGUCGCGUUUCCGCGAGCUGCGUACCACCACCAACCUCUACCUGUCCAGCAUGGCCUUCUCCGACCUACUCAUCUUCCUCUGCAUGCCCCUCGACCUCGUGCGCCUCUGGCAUUACCGGCCCUGGAACUUGGGUGACCUGCUCUGCAAACUCUUCCAGUUUGUUAGCGAGAGCUGCACCUAUGCCACAGUGCUCACCAUCACCGCGCUGAGCGUCGAGCGCUACUUCGCUAUCUGCUUCCCGCUGCGGGCCAAGGUGGUGAUCACCAAGGGCCGGGUGAAGCUCGUCAUCCUGGUCAUCUGGGCCGUGGCUUUCUGCAGCGCCGGGCCCAUCUUCGUGCUGGUCGGAGUGGAGCAUGAGAACGGCACCGACCCUCGGGACACCAACGAGUGCCGCGCCACCGAGUUCGCCGUGCGCUCCGGGCUGCUCACCGUCAUGGUGUGGGUGUCCAGCAUCUUCUUCUUCCUGCCCGUCUUCUGCCUCACUGUCCUCUAUAGCCUCAUCGGCAGGAAGCUGUGGAAGAGGAGACGCGGCGAGGCGGCGGUGGGCGCCUCGCUCAGAGACCGGAACCACAAACAGACCGUGAAGAUGCUCGCUGUAGUGGUUUUCGCUUUCAUCCUUUGCUGGCUGCCCUUCCAUGUAGGACGAUAUUUAUUUUCCAAAUCCUUCGAGCCUGGCUCUGUGGAGAUCGCUCAGAUCAGCCAAUACUGCAACCUCGUCUCCUUCGUCCUCUUCUACCUCAGUGCUGCCAUCAACCCUAUUCUGUACAACAUCAUGUCCAAGAAGUACCGGGUGGCAGUGUUCAAGCUUCUGGGAUUUGAACCCUUCUCCCAGAGGAAGCUCUCCACCCUAAAGGAUGAAAGUUCUCGGGCCUGGACAGAAUCUAGUAUUAAUACAUGAUCACGCAUAUUGCUCAGUAAAGUCAUCGCUCAUUUAUCUAUACCAGAAGCCAUAGCAAAGCAGAAUUUGGUAGAAAGUUUGAAAAUUAAUUUUGAAAUUAGGUGCACAUAGGUCUGAGGACAAUUGGGAGCAAGAAAAGAUACACUUUGUAGUGUGUGAGCAGUUUUAUUUGAUUGCACACUCAUCAGUGCUAUCAUACAUGAUUUCUGCAUAUUUCACUGCCUAUCAUUUUUGCAUUCUGCUGUUGGUGCUAGCAAGGGCUCUGCAGUUCAGAGAAGGAAGGUCGCUUUUUACUAGACAAAUUCUAGCUCUAAUUUCUUUUUCAUAAUGAUAAUUUUUUAUUAAAAGAAUAAAAAAUUUAAAACAUGACUUUCAGAAGCUAGCAAAUUUCAUAGAGUUCUAGAUCAGUGCUAAGAGAAAUAUGAUGCAAAGUACUUAAGAAAUCAAUAUAAAAUUGUUAAUGAGAAUUUUAUGUUUUUUAUGUUAAAGUCUUUAAAAUCUGGUUUGUUUUUUAAAUUUUAAGUUCACCUUAAUUUGGACAUUGGGUGUUCAUCAAUAAUACUUGAUUUAUUGCAAUUUCAUAAAUUUUGCAGAAUAAAAAGUAGAUUCAUUAACCUAGGUUGUCUAAACAUACUUAAGAUUUCUCUAAUAACUAAAACAAACAUAAGUUUUUAACUUCAAAAUUAACUGAAAUUAGAAAUUCAGUUCUUCAAGUUGCAGUAGUCACAUUUCAAGUGUUUCAAUAGCCAAAUGUGUCUAAUGGCUACCGUAUUGGACAAUGCAGCUCUAGAGUAUAUGGAAAAUUAUUGUUAAUCUCAUAAAAAUGCUAAAAAUAAAUACUCAUUUCCUGAAAUGUUUUUAUAGUGAAAUUAGCAUAGGAGAGUGUUAGAGUGAUAAAUUCUAAGGAUUACACCUGAAUGCCGUGUAAUUUCUGCUUGGGAGAAAAUGGAUAUGAACUAUCAUACGCAUGCAUUUUAAUCAAGUUGGGUUGCAUGUGUUAAGUAAUAAGGAAAUGAAACUUUUUAAAAACUGUAGAAAAUCACAAAUUACUUUAUUUGGCUUAACAAAAAUACUUAAGCCAAUCAUAAGCCUUUGAUUUGUGAAUAAAGAAUAAUUUACCACUGACUCUGGAAAGUUUACAGAAACUUAGUAAACAUAGUAAAUUUUCAAAUGGUGAAAAAUUCAGUCCCUUCAAUGCUACUGUUGAUUGAUAUUUCACACUUAAAAAAGCCCUUAUGACCAUUUAUUUCAAAAUGCCUAUGCCAUGUCCUGUCUCCAGAUUAGUCAUGCUCUUUACAUCCCACUGCUUAUCUGAUAGAUAUGUUUACUUAGAUUUCCAGUAUUCCUCUUAAUCAUAAUUAUGAAUGGUUAGACACUGUCAACUAAAUAUUAUACAUAUUGGUUAUAAAUCUAAAACUUUCAUUUAUAUUACCAUUAUUCCUCUUAUAGUAAACUCUUUUAUAUUAAAUAUAAUAUUCCAAAAAUGAUUUUUUUCAUAGUCCUCUGUAAUACUGUCAUAUAAGCGAUUCCUUCAUGAAGUUAUUUGUUCAGUAUGGAACUGAUUGAACUAAUAAGGGAAAUUAUUGUCGUGACUGGUUUUCCCCACCAAAAGUAUAGAUUAUUAUGCCAAAAUAAUCAAUUAACUAUUUUUUAAAAAUGAAAAUAUAAUCAUAAUUAGAAUGAUUUCUCCAGAGAAAUAUUUCUAAAGUUCUUCCUGACACUAAAGCUGUAUUAUCACUAUAGUCUAAAUGCGGAACUUCAGCAAAUUGAUUACUCAGUUAAUUCUUUGGAGUAUAUCAUUUUUUAAAAAAAAUACUGAUUCAUUUAAGCCCAUUGAAUACUAAUUAGGUCAUUUAACAUUAUUGUUCUAAAUAGGUCCCAGGAUAUCUCAAAAAGGUAAUUCAUCUUGAAACCUUUUUUUUCUUUUUACAAAUAUAUCCUAUUUGAGAGGAAACAUGCAAAAAAAGGCUUGACUUGAUCACAUAGUUGAUUGCCUUGGAGAAAAACAACCCAACUUUUCAUUAUUCGGUGCACCUCACUCUCCACCCCCCACUUUCUUGUAGGUUCAUGUCCAUAGUGUCAGUGCAAAUUACAGGGAAUAGUUUCCAUAGCAGGGACCACCACUGUCCUUCAUUAGAACUCAGAGAAUAGUUUUAAAGAAAGGAAUUGUUAAUCGUGCUCUUAAUAUGAUCCCCUUUUUAUUUUUGUAACUUCUUUGUUUCAUCAUGGUCCAUAAAUUAUCCCAGACUCAGGGAAAAGAGGAACUUAUAUGAGGAAAAGUGUUCCUAAAAGUCCGUCAGUUCACAUUUAGUAUGUGCCUGGUAUGUUCUAAGCGCUAGAGAUUCAUAAGUUAAGUGUCUUUAUCCUUGAUGAGUUCAUGACCACGUGUGUGUUAUAGCAGGUACCUAAUAUAUUUAAAUUAUAAAGUAAACAUCUUCAGUGGACACUGCUGUGCACCUCCCUCUAUUGUUGUGUAUUGAGCUCAAAAUAAAUUCAGAAUAGGCUGCUAGUACACAAACUAGUCAAAUUUGUAGAUGUAGUUAUUGUCUGCCAGUGCAUUCUUUUUCAAUGUAAAAAAAGUAAAUUGGUUUCAGUUAUAAUCUGUGUUUCUGUUUUUCUGGUUACUUAGAAUCAAGGUUUCUAUUACCACACCUUACACUGUGUCAUAAAAUCGAGGGUUGGACUAUUUUCAUUUUUGGAAGUGACUGUUGUAUGAGAAAGAACUUUUGAAUAAUUGCUUUUAGGAAAAUAAUCAUUGCCACAAAUUAUUUAAAAUUGUAAGUGUUGUGGCAAUGAGAAUGAGAAACACUUAUAAUGUCUGGCCAGACCUUGGAAACCAUUUCUUUAUGAUCCAAGUUUUUUAUUGCAAUGAAGUUUCUUGUGAUGGGAUUUGACUUGAAAUUCCACCUUUUCCACUCCAAUGCUUUUACUAAGAACCUGAAACCAUUAUAAUUUAUAAUUGUUAGUUCAACAUUGACAAUUUUAGCUGUAAUUAUUUUGCUGUUUUUCAUUUAUUGACGUGCUUGAAUUUAACAUUUUUUAAAAUCUGUGAGAUUUUUUGCAAGAUUGGUGCCUGAAAAAUACUCCCCUGUCUUUUAAAAAAGUGUGUUUUCAAAAGGUGUGUGCCUCUGUAAAAUGUGACAUGUAUACAUACAUAUAUCAAGAUUUCUUGUCACUGUGUCUAAGUUAAUAGAAUAGAGCAUUCUGCUUUCAGAAACACUGUCUUCAGUGUAAAUAAUGCCAUUAAAAGAUAAAGAUAGUGUCACUCAUGGUUCAUAAUCUAAUGAUUCUCCUAUGAUUUAUUUGCAAUUUAAAUCACACAUUGUCAUUUAAAAACUGUAAAUUAAAUUUCAAUUACAUUAUCCAAGCCUGGAUAUAUAUAAUUGGAACCUAACUAGAUGAUUAGUGACCAAUGUUAAUUCAAUGAAUUGACAAGACAUUUUUCAUCCAGAGAAUGAUCUCCAUGUCAAAGCCAACAAAAAGCAAUGUGCCGGUGGUAAAUGCUCACUGCUGUAAGUUCAUGUCACUUAUUUAUUCAUAUUAAAUGAAUUCAGUCAUGUUAAUUCUUGACAAUAAUCUCUUUGAAGCAGGUGAUGGGGAAGAUUUUGGUGAGGCUUAUUUUGGGUUUUUCCUUUUGAAUGCAAAUUCUGGCAGGGUGUUGGAGUUUAGCCAUUUUGGUUGAGAGAAUUAUCAUCACCCUUUGGAAAAAAAGAAAAAGCUGUCGUGUCUAUGUCCUUCCCAAUUGCUUGGAUAUUUGCUGGAAUCUCAAUAAAUAAUUUAUGUUGUGACACAUACCCUUAAAGGACUACUGACUACCCUCAAAACUGACAAACCAUUAAGGCCUUCCAAAAGCAUGUCUCAUGUCAACUCUCAGAAAAUUCUCCCAAAAUGUUCAUAGAUUUUCUUUCUAGAACUAUUCUGCCUCCCGGCCCCAGAGAAAGUGCUUGGGAAGAAUAGUUUCAAAGAUUUUCUGUGAUUUAAGCAUCUCAAAUCUAAAGAUUUCUCUGGCUCAGACAACAAAAAUAUUUAUAUUUUUCAAUUUUAACUCAGUAAAUUUAGGAUACUAAAGAGCCCUUGCUCAUAUAAAUAUAUUCAUACAGCAUAAUCUCCCAUUUCGCUUAUACCUGCUGUUCUCUAUGUCUGUGUAGAAUUUACAACUUAGUUGAUUUAUAUUGUCCCAGUAUAAUCUAAGUGUGACUAAUGAUAUUUUGUUUUGUGAUUCUUUUUAUUUAAGGUUUUUGUGGAUAUUAAAGAGUUUACUUUAGCUCUCCAUGUACUUGUAUUAUGAAAUUAGGCGUUGGUUUUCCUUUCUUUGGGUGUCCUUAACCAAAUAAUUGCUUAAUAAAAAAAGCUUACAGCUAAUUUCUUCUGCUUACAAGGAUAAAUCUUGG
Messenger RNA from Odocoileus virginianus texanus, 7094 nucleotides. It is a transcript of the gene GHSR, whose product is annotated as growth hormone secretagogue receptor. Lineage: Eukaryota; Metazoa; Chordata; Mammalia; Artiodactyla; Cervidae. Gene Ontology annotation, biological process: G protein-coupled receptor signaling pathway; hormone-mediated signaling pathway. Gene Ontology annotation, molecular function: growth hormone secretagogue receptor activity. Gene Ontology annotation, cellular component: plasma membrane. The record is from RefSeq and is a predicted model, not a curated record.